AUGAAAGAAAAACUCAGACAACAGACUGAAGAGCUCCUCAGUGUGGGCCUCGGAGUGGGCCUCAGGGUGGCCCUCAGUGUGGCCCUCAGGGUGGGCCUCGGAGUGGGCCUCGGAGUGGGCCUCGGAGUGGGCCUCGGAGUGGGCCUCAGAGUGGGCCUCAGAGUGGAGGUGAUGAGCGUGAAUCUGUCUGAGGGGGACAAAGUGGUGUUUGAGGACGUGGGACACGGGGACAGCUCCAUGUUGGCCAACGAGACCAUCCUGAUGAGGGGGUUGGUCGUACGAAGCCGCAGUAACCAGCUCUCCAUCCGCUUCCACAGCUCCAGGCCGGAACCCGGGACAGUGCUGCUCCGAUACCAAGCAUUCGUCCUGAGCUGCCCGUUCCCCUCCUCUCCCCCCUUCGCUCAGGUCUCUGUGAGCAGUCUUCACUCGGGGGGUCAGGCCUUCUUCUCCUGUCUGACCGGAUAUCAGCUCCAGGGGCCCCGUGUACUCACCUGCCGCAACGCUACCACCCCCUACUGGAGUGGCAAGGAACCACGCUGCCUCGCGGCGUGCGGGGGUCUUCUGUCUAACGUCUCCGUGGGGCGGAUCAUCUCUCCUGGAUUCCCCUCAAACUACAGCAACAACCUGACCUGCCACUGGCUCCUGCACGCCCCCACUGGACACAGGCUGCAUGUGCACUUUGAGAAGGUCGCUCUGGCUGAAGACGACGACCGGUUGGUGAUUAAGAAUGGGAACAGCAUUGACGCCGCGGUGUUGUACGACUCGUAUGAAGUCGAGUACCUCCCAAACGAGGGCCUGCUCAGCUCCUCCAGGUUCCUGUUCAUCGAAUUCACUACAGACGCAACGGGGACCUCUACUGGUGUGGCCCUCAGAUAUCAGGCGUUUGCUCCGGGCCACUGCUACGAGCCCUUUGUGAAGUAUGGGAACAUGACCAGCAGUGACCCCUCCUGGGCAGUGGGGGCAGUAGUGGAGUUCUCGUGUGAGGCGGGUUACACUCUGGAGCAGGGGUCGGUCAGCAUAGAGUGCACCAACCCCGACGACCCGCAAUGGAACGACACCGAACCCGCCUGUAGAGCGGUGUGCAGUGGGGAGAUCACAGACUCGGUGGGCGUGGUUUUGUCUCCAAACUGGCCAGAAGCUUAUGACCGAGGACAGGACUGUAUCUGGGGCAUCCACGUGGAGGAGGACAAGAGGCUCAUGAUCGAUAUACAAGUGUUGAACAUCGGGGUGAAUGACCUUUUGACCUUUUAUGACGGAGACGACCUCACCGCUAAAGUCCUGGGCUCUUAUGGAGGCUCCAAGUCCAGGUUCAAACUCUACACCUCCACGGCCGACGUCACCAUACAGUUCCAGUCCGACCCGGCGACCAACGUUUACGGAUACGGCAACGGAUUUGUGGUGCACUUCUUUGAAGUGGCUCGUAACGACACCUGCCCCGAGCUGCCUGAGAUCUCCAACGGCUGGAAAAGCUCGUCCCACCCCGACCUGGUGCAGGGGACCGUGGUCACGUACCAGUGCUACCCCGGCUUUCAGCUAGAGGGCGCCGAGCUGCUCAUGUGUCAGUGGGACCUGACGUGGAGCGGAGACCUGCCCAGCUGCCAGAGAGUGGUGUCCUGCCCAGACCCGGGUAAAGUGGACCAUAGUCGCAGAGUUCUCUCCUCCUCUCAUUUCACCGUAGGAUCCAGUGUUCAGUACAUCUGUGACAAAGGCUUCAGUCUCCAUGGCAACAGCCUCCUGACCUGCUACAGCCGAGGGGGCGGAGGUCCGAGGUGGAGCCAGAGACCGCCGGCGUGCACACCUGAGACAUUUGAACCGUGCACACAUCCAGGGACCCCCACCUUCGGCGUUCCCAGCUCCCGGCAGACUCACUUCCAGCCGGGGGACAGGUUGAGGUUCUCCUGCCUGAAAGGACAUCAGCUCCUGGGGGAACCCGUGCUCCACUGCGUCCCUGGACACCCGUCUCAGUGGAGCGGGCUGCCCCCUGUCUGCAAAGGAAUAACUUUGGAUCACUAAGACGAGCACAGACUGGACGUAUCGUCCUUGUCUCUGCGUUUGGACGGAGCUCAGAUUCUGUUGGUGAUCUUCGUGCCGGUCGCUCUCAUCCUCCUCAUCAUCACAGCCGUCUACCUCUACUUCUUCAAAGUGCAGAGAAACCCACUCAGACUGACAGUUUAUAAAAGUCCUCCAUAUCAGAACAUCAGCCACGGAUCAGCCAACGACAACUCAGCGUACGACACGACGGUGGGUUUGGACCGGACACUACGCAAAGAUUAG
This is a messenger RNA of Periophthalmus magnuspinnatus, 2274 nucleotides long. RefSeq names its product seizure protein 6 homolog. The transcript is spliced from 15 exons. Gene Ontology annotation, cellular component: endoplasmic reticulum; neuronal cell body; dendritic spine. Gene Ontology annotation, biological process: synapse maturation; regulation of dendrite development. NCBI's taxonomy places the organism in Eukaryota, Metazoa, Chordata, Actinopteri, Gobiiformes, Gobiidae. The record is from RefSeq and is a predicted model, not a curated record.